Messenger RNA from Nymphaea colorata (pocket water lily), 1175 nucleotides. Its product is annotated as ras-related protein RABH1b-like. Gene Ontology annotation, molecular function: GTP binding; GTPase activity. The transcript has 6 exons. The record is from RefSeq and is a predicted model, not a curated record. Lineage: Eukaryota; Viridiplantae; Streptophyta; Magnoliopsida; Nymphaeales; Nymphaeaceae. The coding region runs from base 142 to 768 and encodes 208 amino acids.
GCAUUGUCUCGUUGCUCUUUUGCCGCCGGCGGUAAAAAAAGAAAAAGUCCGACAGAUUUCGCUUCUUCUGGCGUCUCUCGCUUUCUCUCUCUCUAUUUGAGGGAAUUUUGCUUUGCUGCAGUCGGGAGGGAAGAGCCGGAAAUGGCGACGGUCUCUCCUCUGGCGAAGUACAAGCUCGUGUUCUUGGGCGAUCAGUCGGUGGGGAAGACGAGCAUCAUCACCCGAUUCAUGUAUGACAAGUUCGAUAACACCUACCAGGCAACCAUUGGGAUUGACUUUUUGUCAAAGACAAUGUACCUGGAGGAUCGAACAGUCCGGUUGCAGCUAUGGGAUACAGCUGGACAAGAGCGAUUCAGAAGUCUCAUACCAAGUUACAUCAGAGAUUCCUCAGUUGCGGUGAUUGUGUAUGAUGUCGCAAGCCGGCAGUCCUUUCUGAACACCAUAAAAUGGAUUGAGGAAGUACGUACUGAGCGUGGUAGUGAUGUUAUCAUUGUUCUUGUUGGGAACAAAACGGACCUUGUAGAAAAGAGGCACGUUUCUAUAGAGGAGGGAGAGGCUAAGGCUCAUGAGCUUGGGGUCAUGUUCAUAGAGACGAGUGCCAAAGCUGGAUUUAAUAUUAAGGCUCUAUUCCGAAAGAUUGCAGCCGCACUUCCAGGAAUGGAGACACUUUCAUCAACAAAACAAGAAGACAUGGUGGACGUAAACCUAAAAGCGACCUCUUCAAACCCAUCACAGGCACAGCAGCAAGGGAGCGGAUGUUCUUGUUAGCGCAUGGCGAUGCACUUACAUCUCAUUGAAGUUUCCAACACUCGAUCCUGUUGCUUCUGUCAUCAUUUCUUGGUUAUCUCCGAUUUUUCAUUGUAGUUCUGGAUGGCUGAAACCGAAACUCGAAAGGUGUGAAGCAUUGGAGGCACUUGAUGUUGAAUAUGGCUGAAGGCUGAGAAUAUCAGUUGUGUUGUAACCAAUGGCUUGAUUUGCAGCCUGAAGGAGUACUUCUGAUCGGCAGAAUUUUGUCUUAAUCCUUUCCAAAGGGUCUUUAUAAAUGGAAAAGAAUGUCUUGCAUUUGACAAUUAAAUAAUGAAACAAAGUCAGGUUUAAAGAUCUGCAUCGUAUCGGCAGAUACUUUUAAUGAGACGGACCUGCUUUUGGUUUAUUGUGAUACUUAUCUUUGUACU